Messenger RNA from Corapipo altera (White-ruffed manakin), 927 nucleotides. Its product is annotated as E3 ubiquitin-protein ligase RNF144B-like. NCBI's taxonomy places the organism in Eukaryota, Metazoa, Chordata, Aves, Passeriformes, Pipridae. The record is from RefSeq and is a predicted model, not a curated record. Gene Ontology annotation, molecular function: zinc ion binding; ubiquitin conjugating enzyme binding; ubiquitin protein ligase activity. Bases 185 to 817 code for a protein of 210 amino acids. Gene Ontology annotation, biological process: positive regulation of proteasomal ubiquitin-dependent protein catabolic process; ubiquitin-dependent protein catabolic process; protein polyubiquitination. The transcript has 4 exons. Gene Ontology annotation, cellular component: ubiquitin ligase complex; mitochondrial membrane; cytoplasm.
AUGCUCUGUGUAGUGUAUUUCUAUUCUUGUGAUGCUUCUAGUGCGGCUGCCUUAGCAGAGUGCAACUGCAGACCUCCCUAAGGAAGAGUAGGCUCAAAUCCCCCUGGGCGUGGGUGUGGAGCGCUUUGGCUUCCACACCCGCUUGUAGAAUUGGGUCUGGUAUGCCUGGGCACAUGUCACUGGAAUGAAAAGGAGGCUGUAUAAACAGUUUUGUUUCUCUCUCUGUUGCCUUUCAGAAGUGCACUUGGACCCUCAGAGAACGUGGUGCCCCACGGCCGACUGCCAAACAGUGUGCCACAUUGCGCCAAGCGAGCCCAGAGCACCGGUGCCAGUGGAGUGCCCGGCUUGCCACCUGACGUUCUGCUCCUCCUGCAAGGAGGCCUGGCACCUGCAGCACCUGUGCCGGGAAAACCAACCUACUCCAGUCCCAACCGAGCAGGGAUCCCUUAUUGGAACAGAGACAGAGGCACCAAUUAAGCAGUGCCCAGUUUGUCGGAUCUAUAUUGAGCGAAACGAGGGCUGUGCUCAGAUGAUGUGCAAGAACUGCAAGCACACGUUUUGCUGGUACUGUCUACAGAACUUGGAUAAUGAUAUCUUCUUACGCCAUUACGACAGAGGCCCUUGCAGAAACAAGCUUGGCCACUCGCGGGCUUCAGUGAUGUGGAACAGAACUCAGGUUGUGGGGAUCCUCGUUGGACUCGGUAUCAUAGCACUGGUGACCUCUCCCUUGCUGCUGGUGGCAUCUCCAUGCAUCAUCUGCUGCAUUUGCAAAUCUUGCCGGAGCAAGAAGAAAAACCACAGCCCACCAACAACCUAAAACUGUGUGUCUGUUUGAGUCUCCACCUGUACAGCAUAUGUAUGUGAGAAAGCACAUUGGUUGUAUUUUGGUGCCACACCUACCAAAUAAUGCUCCUUUUUUCCUGCCAA